AGUAGUCUGUGAUUCGUACUAAAGGGGAUAGCAUAUUUGUAAUAGUCUAUCACCUUUAAGUUAUGUUCAAAAAAAUACAAAAAGAGAACGGUUUAUCAGUAGAGAGUGAAAUUUCAAAUCUUAAAGAAAACUAUUGUAACACUAGUGAAUUUAAUCUAUCAACCUUUAUAGGUCCUCAGAAUAUAAAAAGAUGGAAUGCUAUAAAGGUUGCAUUGUGUUUCAAAACAAACGAAGAAUUUGUUACAAAACUAUUGGAUAUUGCUCAAGGAUACUUAAACGGAUUAUAUGAAACAGAAAGUUUCAAACAUGAUGAAAGUCAAAAAAUUAAAAAUAAAUCUAAAACUUCACAAUUAAAAACAGAUGAAACUAAUUUGAAACCUUCAGUUCAAGGAUGCGAAUCUGUGAAUAAUAUAAAUUUUAAUGUUGCCAAUAUUAUAAGUGACACAAUUUCUGAUAAACCAGCACAAAUUCCGAAGACUGAAAAUGUGAAACUAACAAAAAAAAUGCAGAAAACAAACAAAAAUACUGUUGGUAAGAAAAAUAUGGAAAAGCUGCAAUUACCGCUUAAAGACUUGAAAAUUUGUGAAAACAAACCAAACGAAACAAAAAUAGAGAAACCUGAUGAAAAAGAAAGUAACAAUAUAGAUAAAAUAAAAAUAAAGUUAUGCAAUUUAUGUAAUACUCAUCAUAUACAGGAUCACUGCCCAAUUAAUUUCCCUCAUUACAUCCUUAAUGACUCAUUGGAACAACAUGAAUGGAAGGAAAAGUAUAAAGUGAUACAAGAUAUACGAGAUAAUAAAGAUAAAUCGGAGUUAAAUGAAGAAGAUAUGUUAAAAUACAGUUAUUCUCUUUUAUCUCUGCCGAAUUGCCUGGAAAUUAUGGAUACUAAUACAUCACACGGAUUAGGAAUUUUCGCUAAGAGAGAUUUGGAACCUUUUACACAAUUUGGUCCUCUCAUUGGAAAUAAUAUUAAAGAAAUGGAUAUUCCUGAGGAUGUAAACAUGAAAAAUAUAUGGGAAAUUAACGAUUCAUCGGGAAAUGUUUAUAUCGAUACUGAAAGUAGUACUGAUUCGAAUUGGCUUAAAUAUAUAAGGCCGGCUCCUGUAAGGGAAAAUAGGAAUUUAACUGUGAUAACUAAGGAUUGUAAAAUAUAUUUUGUAACUAUUAAGUCCGUUGCUAUCGGAGAUGAACUAUUGUACUGGCAAGAUCCUCCUUUAGCUGCUAAUAAGAAAAAAAUGGAAAAGACAGCAUGUGGUGGUUGUAACAUCGAUUUUAGUCAUCCGCAAUAUUAUAGAAUACAUUGUUCAAUAUUCCAUGAUAUCAGAUUUAGUUUAACCAUAAGAAAAUACCAUUGUAAAAUAUGCGGGGUGGCGGUUUUGGGAAAAGAAAAUAUAAUGAAACAUGCGGCGGAGUUACAUAACGGACAAGGCGCUUACCAGUGUCAAUUUUGUAAAAAAUUUUUUUUGCGUUUAAAUUAUUUGGAAAUGCAUCGAACUUAUGGCUGUUCUUCGAAUCCUCAUCGUUCCAGACCGCUUUGUGACUUUUGCGGUCAAAAAUUUUGCCAACCACAAAAACUGAGGAUCCACAUCAAGCGUAUGCACAGCGAUUUAUCUGAAGUCCUUAAGGAAUUUCAAUGUAAAAGUUGUUUGAAAGUAUUGGGAUCGAGGGCCGCUUUACAAAGGCAUUCCAAAGAGGUGCAUCAAAAACAAACUGAAACGAAUUGUUCUUGUUCGAUAUGUGGAAAAAGUUUCCAAAACAAAUCUAACCUCAAAAUACACAUGCUAACUCAUAGCGGAAUAAAACCUUUCAAGUGCGUUACGGAGACUUGUAAAGCUGCCUUUACAACAAAACAAUGCUUACAAUUUCAUUAUAAAAAAAUUCACAAUUACACCGAAGAAAACAUGCCGAAAAUAGAAAGAAGCAUUGAUUAUACAUUUCAAGCAUACAGUGGUAGCAAUCACGAUAAAAAAGAAGACGAAGUAACAAGAAACGAAUCUACUCAAGAAUAUCGUGUCAAUUCGGAUGAAGGUAGUGAAGACAGCGAAAACGUGGACGAUCCUAUAUCGUCGAUUAAAAAAGAUCGAAUCAAAACCCCGCCACCCCAGGAAGAAUACAACAAAACUAACCUUAAAGUGUUGAGUAAAGGUUCGAAAAAAUGGAUCGGCGACGAUUUACCUACUGAAAAUAUAUAUUCCGUGGAAAAACUUAGUAGAGACGAUUUUCCGAAUAUAUCUUUACAAGAAAACGAAAUAUACGAUCGAAAUAAACUCGUCGGUACCGAAUUUAACCGACAAGAACCGUCUAACGCUAGUUUAUUGGUCGAAGCUGCUUUAGAUUCGGUUUGUAACGAACCUAAUAUCGAUAUAGACGGUACGCCGAAUUGCGCGGACUCUUUAGUAAACAAUUUAUAUAAUCUAACACAAAACGAUGUGUCGUGUAUAAACGAUUCGAGAGAUAUCAGUUUAAUUUCGCCUUCAGUUAACGAUCAUGUUUCCGUUACAGACGAAUUAAACGACGAAUUGAGACAGGAUAACAGCAUCGGUAUGCACUAUUCGAAUUUUCAUCAAAACGAUUUUAGUCCACCGCAUACGCCCGAUAUCCACCGAUCGAAUUUCGUAAGGAAUUACAUAAACAGUUUAUCGCCGCCAAACGCUAAUAAUACAUCGCCAAAUCCGUCUAGAUACGAUUUAUUCGGACACCAAGUGAACCCCGACCAUUUAUCCAGCGACGAUAGUAACGGAAUGACGGUACAAAAUCUCAGUUUACACGCCAAAAACGACAUACAAUUAGAUCUUUCUUUAUACAAAACCUACAAAUCCAACAAUCAAGAUUAUAUAAGGAAAUUGAAGCUCGACGACGAUAUCGACGUUAUUAAUAACGAUUUACCGGUACGAAACGUCGACGAUAAUAAAGAACAAUCGGAAAGAGACGAAUUACCAACGGAAAUUCGAAAUAAAUUCGAUAUAGAUUUAGAUUUGAGGUUAAAAGGUUACGACACCGUCGAUACCGACACUUUAAGACGAAAUCACGUUUACGACGCCGAACUCGAUUUCAGAAAUAAAACUUACGAUUUAAUUGAUACCGUCGAAAAUAGAAACAAAUACGAUUUAAUCGAAAACGAUUUCAGAAACGACAGAAAUUUCGAACCGCUCAUAUUAAAUUCCGAAUUACAAGGUUUGGAUAUGUCAGCGAGAAGUUUUCACAAUUAUCCGAAUAUGAAUCGUUAUCGGCCGUUAUAUCCGGGCGAUGUAGAUUUGAGGUUGAAUUAUAGCCCGCCGCCUCCGACUUAUACUCACGCAGAUUUGUUACGAGUCGUUUCGUUGGAUCUAACACCUCCCGGAAGACAUAGCGUCGAUUUGAGUUUGAGGAAUCAUCCUUUGCAUCCCAUCGCUAAUACUCGAUUAUUGACCGACGGUUUGCAGAAUAAUCCUCACAGAUUAUUGGAUCAGAGUCGAUUGUUGAACGCGGAUUUGCGUCAUUUGAUAACCGAUAACGGGAAUCCAAGGAUUUUGACGGAUCAUAGUACGUCCAGGAUAUUGAAUAAUGAGUUAAUUCCAUCGGAUGAGUCGAGGGUUAUAUCGGAUCAAACGAGAUUGAUGGAUCAGGGAAGGUUGAUCAGCGACGGUAGGAUUUUAGCUGCGGCGACGACGACGCCUACCGGUGCCGUAUCUCCAGUUCAAGGUUUCGGUAGUUACGGCGUGACUCAAAAUCCUUAUCAUCAUCCUACGAGGACUCACGUUACUUCUCCCACUACCGCAGCAUAUCAUUAUCCCGCGUAUUAUUGAUCUUUAUACUUAAAGUGGAUAGUUUAGUCCCGGAAAUGGGUCCGCAAAAGGUGGGGUAAGUUACUUUGAGGUGUCUAAAAUAGAUCUGUCAAGAAUUAUAGCUCGGGUAGGGAUGGAAAAUUGUUUUUUUCUUGUUAAUUUUAGACAAAUGGUUAAAGAUAGAAACAAAAACUUCAAAAACAAAGUUGUAGGCCUUUUUUUACUUUACACAUAAGUUUUUUUUAUAUUAUUGAGAAAGGGAUAUGUAUUGGGGGGCGAAAACCUCGAAUUAUAAAAAAAGUUCUGUUUCGCUAUUUUUUAAAAGGUAAACGAAAAGGUAUAAGUAAAAAAACAAAUGAGGAAGCCUUUAAAAAAACAGUUGUACAAUCAAAGACUGAUUGAUAAUGUAGCAUUACAAGUAUAUCCAUCUUUUUAGAGUGAUACAAGGAAAAUAUGGUAGUGUUCAAUUUUGAACACCAAUUUUUCAUCUAAUUGCAAUAAUUGGACAAAAUAUCAAUAUUAAGAAACAAAAAAUGUUUUCAAACAUUGCGACUCGAUUAUUUUACCCCACAGUAGGUUGUUUUGUAGGUUAUAUUAUGUAGCAUCUCUGUGAUUUUAUGUGUAAUAUAUAUUAUCUUAAAUUUAA
Molecule: messenger RNA, 4410 nt
Organism: Diorhabda sublineata
Lineage: Eukaryota; Metazoa; Arthropoda; Insecta; Coleoptera; Chrysomelidae
Exons: 8
Coding region: 63-3785 (1240 amino acids)
Cellular component (GO): nucleus
Molecular function (GO): protein binding
Source: RefSeq, a predicted model, not a curated record